Molecule: messenger RNA, 3277 nt
Organism: Lates calcarifer (barramundi perch)
Lineage: Eukaryota; Metazoa; Chordata; Actinopteri; Centropomidae
Gene: ap5b1
Product: adaptor related protein complex 5 subunit beta 1
Exons: 3
Coding region: 193-3054 (953 amino acids)
Biological process (GO): endosomal transport
Cellular component (GO): AP-type membrane coat adaptor complex; lysosomal membrane
Source: RefSeq, a predicted model, not a curated record
GGGGCAGUAAAGUCACACCGCCAGCACUGAAUAAGCACGUGACACAACACGGAACUCGCUUAGAUGUGGACUGUCUGUGUUAUGAGUUUGGUGUUUGAUUUCUAAAGAGAAAUUUUACAGUGCGCAAUGAGUUUUGGUCGGACUAAUACGCCGAUAACCUGUAUUUCGCUGACGUUUGGGAUUUGAGCGACAAUGGCGGUGAACUGGGCCGACAGGAUCUCUGCUUUCUCUCUCAGUCCGUCUCGCUUCCUCUCCGGGACAACUGCAGAGGCUUUUCUGGCAGAACUGCUCCGUGAGCUCCGAGAUGACAAAGCUAGUUUCAGUGUUAAGGUUCUCCUGUCAUCCCCACUAUGUGAGUACCCAACUCUGCUGUGUCCUUCAGACACUGUGGGUGAGGAGACAGCCCUGGAGCUCAUGUCGGUAUUUGCCCAGUGUCCUCCCAGAUAUGUGCAGUUUCGUUGUCACCUCCUCCUGGACCUCACCUCUGUGCUUGUCUGCACUUCCUGUGUGAGCAGCUGUUCCCGCGCGUCUCAAGAUUUCCUGGACCUGCUCCUUCAGAUAUCCCAGGACACCAGUGACCUUCAUUGUGAUGGUGCUCUUCAUUCUCUUCGGGCCACAGCUUGUGACUGCUUGUGGGAGCUGGAAGCUUGCUCUCCUGGCCUUCUCUCCCAGCACAUUGAGCUCUUUAGUGGGCUCAGGCAACAACAAUCCUCCAGGUUCCACCAGGCCUAUGCAGGACUUCAUACUCUGGUGCUGAGGAAUGCUGUGUAUAAACUAACCCAGGAAACAGGAGCUGGUGCUGGGAGACUUAAAGCUCUUCUGGGAGGGAACACGUCAGUUGCAUGGGAAGCAGACCAGGAGUCAGGCCUGACGAACAAAAAAAACUCAACCAUACCGUCUUUCAUCUUGGGACCCAUGGGUAUGGUGCCGACCCUCCAGACUGGAUCUGAUUGUAAGGAGCUGCGUUCAGUCCUGUCGUCUCUCCUGGAGGAGUCAUACCUUCUCACUCCUUUGUGUCAGGCUGCACUGCUGCAUAGACUGACAGAGGUGGUUGCCAUGGUGCCUGGUGUCCCUCCAGCCAUAUUCAGGGCUCAGCUGCUGCGACUGCUGGGCACAAGCAAGGUUUGUCUCCUCCACUCCACUCUGCUGAUGAAGUGUGCAUUCACAGACAGCCUGUUCAGUGCAGAGGAUGAAGCCUUCAUCCUCAAACGACUGGUCGUGCUCUCCCAGCACCCACUGCUGAGUACACCUGAGAAGCUUUUCUACAUGGACUGUAUCCUGCACUUUCCUGAAAACCGUCCAAUCAGCUGUGGCGACAGUGAUGAGACUCUCCCUGUGCUGCUGACUCCCCAGCUUGCCUCAGCUCUAGUGCCCACUGUGUUCAAUGACAGUGCCACCAUGCUGGCCAGACUCAACCUGCUGUCUCUGGUCUACCUGGAGGAGGGAGAGGAAGGGGAGGGGGAGGAGGGCAGGGGGCUGGCCUACCUCUACGAACACCUCACUGCGCUGCUGCACAUUGUGGAGAAUGGAGGCAGCAGAGAGACUGUUGUCACGUUCUUCAGGGCUGCCUUCCUCUUCCUUUUGAACUUCUACCACAUAGAGCACUACUCUAACAGCCUGAUUGAGAAGGUGUGUAAGCUCUACCUCCACCACACCCAGCUAGCUCCACACAUCAUCAGCCUGGCCGACCAGACUCAAGACAGACUAUCUGAGUCUAACUGGGCUGUGCAGCUUCUGGAAGCCCUGCAGAGAAUCAUCACCGAGGCCCCGCUCGCCCAGCUCACCUUGAAAGACCUCCGCUGGCACCUCAAGAUGCUAGCACGGGUGGCGGAGGAAGGAAAAAUCCCCCAGCACAGCACCCUAGGCUUUCUGUCCAGCGUUAUCACUCCAUCAUCCUCCUCACUGUGUGUAAGUGGUGACUGGCGUCAGGGGAACAGCGUGUUGGGAGUUUGCCGCCGCUUGCUUGUACAUCCCAGCUUAGACUCACUGAUUAUUCCUCUGGCUGACAUCCUGCAGCAUCUCACCUGCUGCUACGGAGACACAGAUGUACAGGACCAUGCCCGUCUUUACUACACCAUCCUCACUACACUGUCCCGGGAGAAGCUGGCUGGGGUGUUGGCGCAGGGUACUGCCGAGGGAGGGCGGCAGGUCACGAAACGAUCGCUGUCGUCCAUCAUGGCCGAGAGUGAGGGGCUGACAAGCAUGCUAACCAUUCACCAGAUGGAGAAAGCAAUAUUCAAUGUGGUUGAGGUGAUUUCUGAGCCACAAGAAGAAACACAUUCAGAUAAAGAAUGUCACCCAAACCAGACUGAGACAGAGAUGUGCCCAGAUGAGAUGAACACAGCACUAGAAUCUUACAGAGGUCAGUUCAAUGACCCUGAUUUUGCCUCAGAAAUCACCUUAGGCUACCAGUUGGUUCAUGCUGAGGCUCAUGACUCCCGCUUUGAUCAGCUCUUCAGCAUCCGCCUGCACUUCAACCUCACAGAUGACCAUUAUGAAGAGCUGGAUGACAUCAGUGUCCCUUGUCUAGUCAGAGAGAGGCCGUCGCCAGUGGUGAAGCUGAGACUGAAGCCUCGGCGGCCCUACCCCACCACCCUCCAUGCCAGCGCCAUCUUCACCACACAGGAUGGGCUCUCCUGGCACAGCAUCCUGCCAGACAUCCAUGUGGCUUUCCAGCAGGACUUCAUGCCUGUGCCUGCUCCCCCAGCUUGGGGACAAGGCAGCAAACUAAACCUGUUUGAGAGAUUAUGGGAUGAAUUCUGCUCAGAGAGUGGGGACUGUGCUACUAGCCUGUUCUGCUGCCAGCUGAAGGAAACAGCCCUGAUUUCCUUGGUGAAGAAAAACUUCCUCCCCUACCUUGUUUCAGACUCAUCCAGUAAGGAAGAGUUUAAAGUGCUUAUCUUCCUCCCACCACAGUAUCACAUGCUGCUGAAAAUCGGGUUCAAGGAAGAUGCUGUACACUUCGACAUUGCCACAGAUAACUGGCAACUUUUGCCUCACAUAAGUUCGUAUCUACUGAUAAUCACAUCUUCACAGGAGGACACUUACAGCUGACUGUGAUGCAUCUUACUGGUUUUUAAAAUCAAAAAAUAGCUGGCUUUUAACAAAAUCAUCAUUUUUUUGUCAGCACUUUAAUAAAAUUAAAUUGUACUUAAAAACAAAUAACUGAAGACAGUUGAUUUAAAAUAAAGUUAUUGCACUUUAAUUUUCUUGACCUGCGAACGAUUGACAUCUUAUUUGUAACCAUGACAUCUACAAAUAAAAUAAUUUAAUUUGA